UACGUAUUAACUUAAAUACAAAGUUAGAUUGAGCACUUCCAGAGGCUUGGGUUGCCGAAAUAAAUUUAGUGUUCGUCAAAGGUUGAAGCAAGCAACUUGCAAAAAAAUUUAUUAUCAAACUAAGUAUUUUUGGUAAUUUGUUAAAAAAUGAAAUUCUUCGCUGUAAUUUUGGCUGUUUUCGCGCUUAUCGGCUGCUCAUUCGCCUUAAAGGAUGCCGUUUGCGGUCAAGAGCAUUCGGCCAAUGGCAUGGGCAUCAUCCAGUGUGCAGCUUUUGUGCCCUCCUGGACCUUCGAUGCUAGCGCCAAUAAGUGCUUGGAGUUCGUUUAUGGCGGCUGUGGUGGCAAUGACAAUCGUUUCGUAUCAGAACAGGCUUGCAGGCAAAAAUGCGUGGAAUAAAAGGAUAUUUUGUGUGCGGCAAAAUGUCAUAUGAAGCUAUUUUGCAAUUUACAUAUUGAGGUGAUGUGAUUUCUAUAUGGAUAUAAAUAAAAUUGAAGAGUCUGUCUGUGAUUUUAAAAUAAAGUUAUUUCCCUUAA
This is a messenger RNA of Anastrepha ludens (Mexican fruit fly), 533 nucleotides long. RefSeq names its product kunitz-like toxin PcKuz3. Bases 148 to 396 code for a protein of 82 amino acids. NCBI's taxonomy places the organism in Eukaryota, Metazoa, Arthropoda, Insecta, Diptera, Tephritidae. The record is from RefSeq and is a predicted model, not a curated record. The transcript is spliced from 2 exons. Gene Ontology annotation, molecular function: serine-type endopeptidase inhibitor activity.